This is a messenger RNA of Humulus lupulus (European hop), 487 nucleotides long. Its product is annotated as long chain acyl-CoA synthetase 9, chloroplastic-like. The transcript is spliced from 4 exons. Gene Ontology annotation, cellular component: endoplasmic reticulum; membrane. Gene Ontology annotation, molecular function: long-chain fatty acid-CoA ligase activity. Bases 65 to 379 code for a protein of 104 amino acids. The record is from RefSeq and is a predicted model, not a curated record. NCBI's taxonomy places the organism in Eukaryota, Viridiplantae, Streptophyta, Magnoliopsida, Rosales, Cannabaceae.
GAUUCAGAAUGUUAUUUAUUUUGAAGAAGAUGGAACUUCAAAAGAAACUGGAUAUUCUGAAAGCAUGAGCGGCUGGACAGUUGUGUCCUUUUCUGAAGUUGAGAGACUUGGUAAAGCAUGUCCCGUUCCACCAAGCCUACCCUCUAAGAAUGAAGUUGCUGUUGUUAUGUACACAAGUGGCAGUACAUGUCUGCCAAAGGGUGUUAUGAUAACACAUGGAAACAUUGUAGCCACUGCUGCAGCAGUUAUAACAGUCAUUCCAGAACUAAAUAGCAAAGAUGUCUACUUGGCGUACUUGCCCCUGGCUCACGUUUUUGAAUUGGCAGCUGAGUCUGUCAUGGUGGCUACAGGAUGUAGAAUUGUUAUGGUUCCCCAUUGACUUUAACAGACAUAUCAAACAAAAUUAAGAAGGGAACCAAGGGAGAUGCUUCUGAAUUAAAGCCAACUCUCAUGGCAGCAGUUCCUGCUAUACUGGAUCGUGUUCGAG